This is a messenger RNA of Dendrobium catenatum, 2257 nucleotides long. RefSeq lists its product as uncharacterized. The transcript has 4 exons. The annotation marks the transcript as partial. The record is from RefSeq and is a predicted model, not a curated record. NCBI's taxonomy places the organism in Eukaryota, Viridiplantae, Streptophyta, Magnoliopsida, Asparagales, Orchidaceae. Gene Ontology annotation, molecular function: catalytic activity.
AUGGAUAAUACUGAAGCAGUUACAGGUGAAGUAAGGAAAACGACCGGAGAAGCUAAAACAGCAGUGAUCAAGGCUGAAUAUGGGCCUUGGAUUUAUGUCCAGUUUAAGAACAGACGGGCUUUUAAAGGAGGAGAUGGGUAUAGAAAUAACAAUUCUAGUAAGAUCAAUGUGAAUGAUAACUUGAUAAAGAAAAUGAAUUCAGUUCUAGGGAUUAGUGCAAACAGAGGAGUAACAUUUGAAAGCAGUAAAACAAGAAUUUGGCUGAAUAAUUCAUUUGCGGUUUUAAAUGAAGAUAAUGUUGCAGAUUGUCUUGGGGAGCAGGAAGAUUCUGUUAAGAUGCUGAAUAAGGGAAAGGAAGGUAUGAAUGUUGAUGCUGUGAAUGAUGUUAAGCCCAGUAUGAAUGGUUCUGCUAGAGUCAGACUUGCCAAGGAGCUGAAAUCUUUGGGGCCGGUUAAUCAAGAAGUGAAGAAAAAAGGGGCUAGGAAGAAGGAAGCUACUCUGUAUUUAAAAGAGGUGGUUAAGGAUCAUGAUAUUUUUUUCAUUGGCCUUAUGGAGACUAAGAUGAGUAAUAUCAAUAGGAAGGAUGUUGAUGUUCUAAUCGGUAAGGAUUGGGAUUAUUAUCAUUUUCCUGAGGUGGGCCUUUUUGGUGGCAUCUUAGUGUUAUGGAAUAUGAAGAUUGGGAAUUUUGUGAUUACAGAUACUUCUUCUCAGGUGAUUGUGGGAGAUUUAUCUAUCCCUAGUAUGGGGAUAUGGAUGAUUGCUACUGUUUAUGGUAGUAGAUGUUGCAAGGAGCGUGAAAAUCUUUGGAGCUUGUUGGAUAAAUGUAUGGUGAGUUCUAAUCCCUCUAUCAUUGGAGGAGAUUUCAAUUGUGUGCUUAACAAAGAAGAGAAAAGAGGUGGUAAAAGGUUCCUUUUCACCAAAGGACCUAGAGAUAUGAAGGGUUUUAUGACUAGUUGUGAUUUUCAUGACGUGGGGAUUAUUGGACCAAGGUUUACUUGGUGUAAUAAUAAGGAAGGGACAUCCAGGAUUUGGGAGAGGCUGGACAGAUGUCUGCUGAAUUCUACUGCUCUUCAAUUGCUUCGUUCGACUGCUACUAGGCAUCUUGCUAGGGUGGCUUCAGACCAUAGUCCUAUUGCCUUCAAGGUGAAUGACAAGGAGCGUGUAAAGUCUAGAAUCAUUAGAUUUGAAGAUACUUGGAGGAUGUAUCCAGCUGGUAGAAGUAUUGUAUAUCACUCUAGGAUGAAUAAUGAUAUUGGUGAGGAAGGUAUGGUUCUUCAAAGGAAGAUUAAUAGAACUUUGAAAGCUCUCUUUUUUUGGAGUAAAAGCAAAUGCAAAGAUCUAAAUGAACUUAAGGAAAAGCUGAAGAUGGAUAUUAUGGAGCUUCAACUUAAGAAAGCUAUGGGUAAUGAUUGGUCAGCUCAAGACCUUAUUUUACUAAGAAGUAAAAUACAUGAACUUAAUGUAACCUUGAAGAGGCUGUCAACAUGGUGGAACCAAAGAGCUAAAGAUAGGUGGCUUGAGGAAGCAAAUGUUAAAAAAGCUUCAUUAUCUUGGAAUGCUAUCAAUAGUUUUCUUACUAAUGGUUGUAUGAGGAAGGAUUGGAAAGAUACUUUAAUAGUAUUGAUUGCUAAAGUAAAGAAUCACUUGCUCCCUUCCAACUAUCGUCCUAUUAGCCUUUGUCAAACCAAUUACAAGGUUGUAGCUACAAUGCUAGUUAAUAGAUUGAAGAUGUGUAUGCCCAAGCUAAUUACUGAGGAACAAAUGGCGUUUAUCCCUAGGAGAUCUAUCUCUGAGCAUUGUCUCUUGGCUCAGGAGAUUUUUCACAAGUUCAAAGUUUUCAGAAAUAGGAAGGGGAUGAUGGCUUUGAAGCUUGAUAUGGAGCAAGCAUACGACAGUUUGGGGUGGCCUACUCUUGAUAAUGUCCUCAAAUGGUAUGGCUUCCCUUCUGGUUAUGCUAAUCUUAUUAUGGAAUGCAUUAUUGAUGUGAGGUUCUCUAUUAUCAUAAAUGGGAGGAUUUCCAAAUGGAUCAUGGCUCAUAGUGAUUUCCGACAAGGGUGCCCAUUAUCCCCUUAUCUUUACAUCAUGUGUUCUCAAUUGAUGUCUAAUUCCAUUUAUAAAAGGGGUCUUAAUAUUGGUAUUCAAAUCUCUCCUAAAGGACCUAGAAUUACUCAACUCUUAUAUGCCGAUGACGUUAUUAUCUUCUCACAUGACUCUAAGGAAAUUGCAAAGGAAGUGAAGGAUAUUGUUGAUGAUUUUU